CAGGAGAGACCCUUGCUCUGCCUGGCAGCCCCAGGAGAGGCUCAGAGAGGUCACCAUGGCAGGAUCGCUUCUCUUGUCCCUGCAAUUCCUGCUACUGACCUUAGUCCUGCGAUCUGCGGGCCAAGAAGGUGACAAGAGUGGGGAGAAGAUUAUUGAUGGAGUCCCAUGUACAAGAGGCUCUCACCCCUGGCAGGUGGCCCUGCUCAAGGGCAAUCAGCUCCACUGUGGAGGUGUGCUGGUCAAUGAACAGUGGGUGCUCACUGCUGCCCACUGCCUGAUGAGUGAAUACAACGUGCACAUAGGCAGUGAUCAGCUGGGUGACAAUAGAGCCCAGAAGAUCCGUGCCACAAAGUCAUUCCGCCAUCCCGGCUACUCCACUCAGACUCAUGUUAAUGACCUCAUGCUUGUGAAGCUAAAUAGACGAGCCAGGCUAUCAUUGAAUGUGAGGAAAGUCAACCUGCCCUCUCGCUGUGAACCCCCUGGGACCACAUGCACUGUUUCUGGCUGGGGCACCACCACCAGCCCUGAUGUGACCUUUCCAUCAAAGCUCAUGUGCACGGAUGUCAAGCUCAUCUCCGCCCAGGAUUGCAAGAAGGUUUACAAGGACCUACUGGGAAAAUCCAUGCUGUGUGCUGGCAUCCCCAACUCCAAGACCAACACCUGCAACGGUGACUCAGGGGGACCACUGAUGUGCAAAGGUACCCUGCAAGGCCUGGUGUCCUGGGGAACUUUCCCUUGUGGCCAACCCAAUGACCCAGGGGUCUAUACCCAAGUCUGCAAGUAUGUCAAAUGGAUAAAUGAGACCAUGAGAAAACAUUGCUGAUCUCUGCAUGCUUCCCACCUCUCCAUCCAUACACCCUCAAUAAGAAAUUCACAGAAAUAAGGACGUGAUGAACUGUAGUCUUAUUUGACCUUGCCUUUCCUCAAAGACAAAUUUACGCCUCAGCAAUA
This is a messenger RNA of Enhydra lutris kenyoni (northern sea otter), 951 nucleotides long. RefSeq names its product kallikrein related peptidase 7. The record is from RefSeq and is a predicted model, not a curated record. The transcript has 5 exons. Gene Ontology annotation, molecular function: serine-type endopeptidase activity. Bases 56 to 823 code for a protein of 255 amino acids. Lineage: Eukaryota; Metazoa; Chordata; Mammalia; Carnivora; Mustelidae. Gene Ontology annotation, biological process: positive regulation of antibacterial peptide production; proteolysis.